CACUCACAAGAAUUUCAAAAAGAGAACAAACCCUAGGCGGGCGGACCCAUUCUCUCUCUCUUUCUCUCUCCCUCUCUCUUUCUCUCUCCAAUUUUCUGUACUGCUAGUCAAUUCAUAGGAUUCUCUCUGUGGUUUCUUUGAAUAUCUGGAGGUUCUGAGGGAGAUCGAUUGGCAGGAUGGUUGAACAUGGUUUUGAUUAUGUUCAGUGAAUCCUGAUUGUAAAGGUAUUUUUUUAGCCCUGCUGGGAAUAAUAUUUGAGGAAAUUGUGAAAAAGUGUAAAGAUUUUAUAAUACAAGAGCACAAGGAGAUAAGAUUGAUUGCAAAACGGGGAGAAAGGAAGGAAAUAGUAUGGGGAAAGUAUUUCCAAAAGAUAGGGAAUCCAAGACUGCUAAACAGAAAAGGAGGUUACGGAGUUCGAGCAGCAAGUAUCUGAGGCCAGGUGCCCUGGCUCAGCUUCGCUACAAGAAGGUGUCAGCUGCUAAAUCCUGUACAGAUCUUGGAAAGAAAAGGGUGGCCGUGUUCGAAUCUCAGAAGACAAACAAUGAGGAAGUAGUAACUCAGACUAUGGGCAUUGAUAAAAGCCCCACAGUUUUAUCGCCUGUAAAGUUUGGAUUUGGUCCUGUAGUUGGACCCUUAGAUAUGCUGAGGCAGAAUAAUCUGCAGAGAACGCCAAAGACGCCUUGUCAUGCAGAUUGCAAUUCUGAGUCGAGGCUUGAAUCUCUCCCAAUGGAUUUACUGGUCAAAAUACUCUGCCACCUCCACCAUGAUCAACUUAGAGCAGUUUUCCAUGUAUCUCACAGGAUUCGAAAAGCUGUUGUACUCGCUAGGCAGUUCUACUUCAAUUACACUACUCCAGAUCGGUCUCGACAAGAGAUGUUGAGGGCAAUAACUCCACUCCCCACAGAGCGUUGGCCUUUUGUAAGCAAGGGAGAUGGAAAAGGUCUUUGGGAACAAAGCCCACACACCCCAAAAGCACCAAGGCAUGGUCCUCGCCCGCCAUCUCGUGUCAAGUAUGCGGACAUGCGGCAGAUAGCAGCAGUUCUCUUUCAGGAGUCAACAUUUCCUCCCAGGUGCAUGGUGCCAUCAGUUUUACCGAAACCCCUAUGCAAAUCGUUGGCUUCAAAUCGGGUUCUCUUUUACGAGGAUGAGUUAUGCCAGGCUGUUGCUCAGAAUAAACUUCUUUGAUUUAUAUGGUGAUUGUUUUUUUAUCCAGUCUUGUUCUUAUAUGUAUAUAUAGUAUGUUCUCUAUCCUUCUAGUGGUGGGUUUUUUUCAGUUGAAAGGGUACAAUUUUGUAGGUUUGCAUAGGCAAAACUUUGGGUCAUGGACUUUUAGAGUU
Molecule: messenger RNA, 1337 nt
Organism: Ilex paraguariensis (yerba mate)
Lineage: Eukaryota; Viridiplantae; Streptophyta; Magnoliopsida; Aquifoliales; Aquifoliaceae
Source: the annotation of a GenBank genome assembly